AUGGAGGAGGUUGUGAUAGUCGGAGCCGGCAUCGCGGGGCUAGCGACCGCAGUGGCCCUGAAGAAGGUCGGUGUGCGAGCACUGGUGCUUGAGAGAACGGAGGGGCUGAGAGCCACUGGCGCAGCCCUAGGCCUCUUCCCCAAUGCCUGGCACGCCCUCGACGCGCUCGGAGUUUCAGAUAAGCUCAUCUCGAUUUACGAACCUCUUUUCAAGGUUUACGUAACGGAUGUGAAGACCAAAGCCAUUCAGGAAGUGCGUUAUGAUGCAAGCAAAGGGAGUGGAGAUGAACAAAGAUUGGUGCACCGAAAAGUCUUAUUGGAGGUCUUGGCAGAGGAAUUGCCUCCCAAUACCAUCCGUUUCUCUUCAAAGCUCACUUCCGUUGAAACCCAAGUGGAACAAGGCUCAUCCAUUUGCAUCCUCGCGCUUGAAGAUGGAACUGUGAUCAAAUCUAAGGUUGUUAUCGGAUGUGAUGGGGUGCAUUCCAGGAUAGCACGUUGGUUAGGGCUCAGCUCACCGGUUGAUUCGGGCCGGGCUGCUAUUCGCGGGCUGGCCGUGUACCCAGAAGGCCAUGGGCUGAACCAUGAAGCUCAACAAUUCGUGGAUGUCUCAAAGAGGGCUGGUUUUAUGCCUCUCAACAGUAAGGAUAUCUACUGGUUCUUUGGUUGCAAAGCUCCUCCAAAAGGCGCGGACAUGGGAGGAGACCCAAAUUUACUACUAAGAGAAGUGGCUGACCAUUUAGCCAAAGACUUUCCUCCAUUGUACCUUGACAUCGUCGGCCACUCGGACCUUUCCACCGUGACGUGGGCCCCGUUGAUGUUCCGGUAUCCGUGGGACGUCAUCCUUGGGAACCUGACCCGUGCGAACAUCACGGUGGCUGGAGAUGCCAUGCACCCCAUGACUCCGGACUUGGGCCAAGGUGGGUGUUUGGCACUUGAGGACGCGGUUGUGUUGGGUCGGCACAUCGGAAGCUCGAUGUCCAAACGGGGAGAGAUCGAGAUGCGUAAUAUCGGGUCUGCCCUCGAGAGUUACACGAGGGAGAGGAGGUGGAGGGCGGCAGCGUUGAUCACGGCAUCCUUUUUGUCGGGUUGGGUUCAGCAGGCUGGGUCUAGUUGGUCGAUGAGGUUCCUAAGACACUUAUUCUAUAAGUUUGUAUUGGUUAGAGCCCAAAGUGCUACUAGGUACGAUUGUGGCAAACUUUGCUAACGUCUCCUCUUUUGACUUCUGUUUCAAUUCUAAACUUUGCAAAAGUUGCAUCCACACUUAGUUUGGAUUGAUGCGUUCGUUUUGAGCAGCUCACAGGGGUUCAUGUCCGGUGGCAUAAUAACAAGCUCAUGUAAUAUUCU
Rhodamnia argentea is the source of this 1343-nucleotide messenger RNA. Its product is annotated as monooxygenase 2-like. Gene Ontology annotation, molecular function: FAD binding. The transcript has 5 exons. The record is from RefSeq and is a predicted model, not a curated record. The coding region runs from base 1 to 1203 and encodes 400 amino acids. NCBI's taxonomy places the organism in Eukaryota, Viridiplantae, Streptophyta, Magnoliopsida, Myrtales, Myrtaceae.